AUGACCGUGAGCCGCCCUACGAAAAUUAUCGUGGGCAACAUAGGCGACCCUACGACGACUGGGCUCACCAAGAAAACCAACGUGGACCUUACCCAAAAGAUCGCCAUGCAAGAUCUCCUUCGCCACGCCGACCCUACACUCCUCCUCAGGUAUAAAGACCAGGACAGUGGGGAGCUGAAGAUCAAGGGCGCUUCCACCCAGCAGAUUAUGAUGAUUACCGAAGAGACCGCUCUCGCUCGCCCAGAGGAGACUUUAGACGCCCAUAUCGGGACCGUGAUCGUGAGGGUUAUAGGUCACCAAGCUACGACAGCAGGGAAAGAAGUCGCGGCCGAGGCCGAUAUGCUAGCCGUAGCCGUAGCCGUAGCUACGGCCGGCAUAGAGAACGAUCUCCUUAUUACGGAGGACCUCCGAGCAGGGAGAUUCCCGUCUUUGGAGCUUUCGACAGCCUUCGUAGAACGGAACUUUCCCGCGAUUUAUAUAAAAGCAAAUGAUCCGUCAAGCCGCAAUGAUGAGCCUACCAAAGUUCGACUAGCAUACAGCCGUGAGAGAAGUGACAAAGGAGAAAAGGAGAUGGACGCCGGAGAGUGGGCUUGCCGUACUUGUGGAUUUCACAACUUCUCAGGGCGCACAAAGUGCAGAAGUUGCGGUCAGAGCCCCUUUGAUCCUUCGAUGUAUGCGUCGAUCCUAGCUAGGAAUCCAUAUGUAAAUAGUGGUGACAGCGACGUGGCCCCUGAUGGUAGUCCAUCACAAUUCUUGAUCAUUCGAGGCCUUGAAGCUAGCGUCACGGAAGAUUUGCUUGCCAAAGGCGUCUCUAAACUAUACAAGCCUACUUCAGCACAUUCGGUACCUACGUCUAGCGCCAAGAAAGAUCAUUCGAAAGUACUGUCGACUACUGGUGAUUCAAAUCUUGGAGCUAAGGAGGAUACUCUGCGGAGAGUUCUCCUGAUCCGAGACCGCCGCACCAACGAAAGCUGGCGUUAUGGAUUUGCUGAGUUCGCCACCAUCGAGGACGCUCAGGCCGCUUUGAUCCGCUACAGCUCAUUCAAUAGGUUCACAAUUUCCUCAAAACCUGUGACUGCAGAUUAUAUCCAUGCUGGAGUUUUUGUGCCAGAUUUAAAUGCUACCGAAGCAACAUCUAGAUUCACGUUCAGUCCUACUGGUAAUUCCGCUACUAGAUUUAGAUAUUGGGAUGAGCAGGUCUAUGUUAGUGAGUUGGUAGUCUCAACGACCUCGGCUGUCGACAAGACUUCUGGUUCUCGGGUUCGAUCAGUACAGGAUGAGAGUUCAGCUACUAUGGGAUCUUCGAAAGGAGGUAAAGAUGCUGAAAACAGAGCUAAGAGACGAAAAUUUGACACGAAAGACAGCACCAAGCAGAAAGCCGCUGGCUCUUCGCAACUUCAAUUUUGGAGCGACCGCCACGCGGAGCUUCACGGCUCGAAACAGCCCUCCGCUGGACGGCAAGAUUCUAAUGCCUUAGAUCUGAGCAUGAGUCAAGUUGAUUCCUCAUCUGGUACGUUGCCAGCCAAUUCUUUUCUGGAUCCAAGGACACAUGUCUGUUUCCUUUGCUGGGAACGCCCGCGCAAUGAAAAGAAUUACAGAGAGCAUCCAAUGACAGAGAAGCAUCAGAAGAAUCUCAUGGACAAAGCUUUGGUCCAAAAAGCCGAGGUUUUGCAAGCGCGAAGCCCGAAAACUUCCUAUAUUGAUAUCGCGAGAAAAUUCUGUUACUUAUGUCACACUCAUUAUCCCAGCGAGGUCAGAGUUGUGCAACAUGAACUAUUGCAAGACAGUCACCAGGAGAAUCUCAAGGACGAAACCACCAUUGAGCGAGCAAAGAAAGAGAUGUCGAAACCAAAAUGCAUCGACUGGGACAGACUGUUGUGCUUGCUCUGCCUGGAACAGUACUACGAUGAGCUCAGUCUAAUUGGACAUGAAAUUGCUGACGCGAAACAUCAAGAGAUGCUGAAACGUGAAGGAUGCGUCGAAUUAGCCAAAGCUAACUUAGCAAACCCAAAUUCCUUUGCAGACCGCCAAAGGCAGGUUUGCUAUCUUUGUCUUCAAAAGUUUGAGAAUGUAGCUUGUCUGAGCCUCCACGAAGUGAUGAGCGAAAAUCACAAAGCGAAAUCGAAGGACUUGGAGGCAUGUGCAAAAGCUAAGGCCCAGGUUGCAAAGCAAUCGUACGCUGAUGCAAUUGGCAAAUACUGCUACCUCUGCAAGCGAGAUUUCGAGACAGAGCCAGAGCUGAUACGACACGAAAUCAUGGACGCUGAUCACAAUCAAUCACUUUUGAAUGCAGGCAUAGUAAAGAUUGCUAAGGCCAAGCUCAAAGAUAAUGGCAUUCCUAUCAAAAAAAUCAUUAAAGCAGUACCAGACGCGGAGUAUCGUGACCGCGCUAAAGAACGUCGACAGGCGUUUGGGAAAACCAAAAAGAUAUCCUUCACUCCAAAGAAGGUGGACAGAGAACCCGAGGAAGAUAGAGACGAAGGCAAAGCUCCCGGCUCAAAGGGUGCUUCACUACUUAACAAAAUGGGAUGGAAAGCUGGAGAAGGAUUAGGCGCACAGGGAACGGGUAUGACAGUUCCGAUUGAGACCAACCUGUACGCUGCGGGGGUCGGUCUCGGAGCGGAAGGUGGUAAUGUUGGUGGGGCAACAGAGGAGGCAGAAAGAAACACCAAGAGCGAUUAUCGCGCUUUCCUAGAGCGAACGAAAGAUAAGGCGAAGGAGCGAUAUGAAAAGAUGGCUUGA
Messenger RNA from Bacidia gigantensis, 2742 nucleotides. RefSeq lists its product as uncharacterized. The record is from RefSeq and is a predicted model, not a curated record. Gene Ontology annotation, biological process: mRNA splicing, via spliceosome. Gene Ontology annotation, cellular component: nucleus. The coding region runs from base 1 to 2742 and encodes 913 amino acids. Lineage: Eukaryota; Fungi; Ascomycota; Lecanoromycetes; Lecanorales; Ramalinaceae. The transcript is spliced from 8 exons. Gene Ontology annotation, molecular function: RNA binding.